Coccidioides posadasii C735 delta SOWgp is the source of this 1943-nucleotide messenger RNA. RefSeq lists its product as uncharacterized. Gene Ontology annotation, biological process: basic amino acid transmembrane export from vacuole. The record is from RefSeq and is a predicted model, not a curated record. Gene Ontology annotation, cellular component: fungal-type vacuole membrane. NCBI's taxonomy places the organism in Eukaryota, Fungi, Ascomycota, Eurotiomycetes, Onygenales, Onygenaceae.
AUGCCUUCACCAUGGGUCCAGUACCCAUCGACAGCGGCUAUUCCUGAGCAUUGCGAACCUGCUACGCCCUUCCUGGCUACCGUAUCGUCGUUCCUUCACAUAUGUCUGCCGACGCACUUAGCGUUGCUAUCGUCGACCCUGGGAACACUGAGCAUCGUUUCCUGGCUGUUCGCGCAGCUUCCGCAGAUAUACAAGAAUUACAGUCUCCAGUCAACAGCGGGGUUGUCAGUGUGGUUUCUCGUCGAAUGGUGCCUGGGCGACUCGGGUAAUCUGAUAGGUUCAGUCUUAACGAACCAGGCUGGUUGGCAGAUCAUCAUCGCUAGUUACUAUGUGAUGGUGGAUAUUGUGCUUGUCUUUCAAUACUACUGGUAUACGUACUUGAAAGGAUGGCGGUUCCCACGAUAUGGCUAUAUAAGUGCUCCAGAGGAUGACGACGAGGAAGAGUCAUGGGAAGGCGUGCUGUCCUUGGAAACCAACUCACGCUGCCAGUUAGCUUCCACUCCUACGGUGCCGCGACUCGAAGGUAAGACCGUUGCGACACAAACGGUUCGGAGUCUGGAUACACCACAAAGCCACACUCCCUCCAACCAGAGCGAGAAAAGGAGUUCGUCCAGUCGUACUAUUGAACGCACAGGUGCCAGCGCGAGCAGCCCGGUGCCGUUCACAUCCCCCCGCACGGUUAUCAUGAUCACCAUGCUCUGCGCUGUUCUUUCGAAUGCUGCCUCAAUCCCCGAAUCCCGCGCUCCCCCUACCACUCCUCACCCAUCGCUGCCGGACUCCGACGUUAAAGUAAUCGCCGGGCGUAUCGCAUCCUGGACCUCCACCAUCAUGUAUCUUGCCUCUCGCCUGCCGCAGAUCUUCAAGAACUAUCGCCGGAAGAGCACUACCGGCCUGUCGCCGCUGCUUUUCUUCGCGGCUUUCUGCGGGAAUUUCUUCUACUCGACCUCUUUGCUCACUAAUCCAAAUGCCUGGUUCGAUUUCCCACCGUACGGCGGCGGUGGAUGGGCUGGUCCCGAUGGUAGCGACCGCUUGGAAUGGAUUGGGCGAGCGAUUCCCUUCUGGCUUGGCGCCGCAGGCGUCUUAGUCCUGGAUUUCACGGUGGGAUUGCAGUUUAUGAUGUACGCAGAGAAGGAUGAGGAGCUCGUGAUCAAGAUCCGUGAGGAGGCCGAGGGCCGAAGCAGAUGGAAGAAAGUCACGGGUUGGAUGAGGGGCUGGAUCCCCUCGGGCUCGGCGGAGAGAGAUAACGAGGCUCUACGGGCGGCGAUGGCGGUGGAGAACCGAGCAUUAUUGGCAUCCCGCGGAAGUGAUUCAUAUGGUGGUGUUUAAGAGGGCUAUGUAAUUUUUAUACCCUAUGCGAUGUGAUGCGAUGCUUGUUUUCUUUUGUGAUUGACAUCAGCAUCUUUUAGAUGGUCGGGUGCAUAUGGUCAGAUCCCAUUAGACUUACACAUGGGCCUAAGGGGAUCUUUUUGCUUCUUUUUUUUUUUUCCCCCUUCUUUUCUACCCUCGUUAGCCUGCUUGUUUCCCCAGCAUCCAUUUGGCCCUUUUUCAACACGCAAGAGCCUGUUGAUACCCUAGUGUACAAUGAUGAUCACGACCUGCCUAUAACCUUACAUUGGCGAUGUUCUAGCGUUUUGGCGAUUACAUUACACAGCAUGUUCACAUCAUGAUCCCCCACAGCAUGCCGUGCACUAUAUAUGGCAGCAUGUUUUAGCCAGCAUCCUGUUUGUGCUCCUUGGCCUUUUUCAGUGCGUGUUUUCUGUUGACUAUAUAUCUCCAGUGGGCCAAAUGCACACUAUACCCAAGUGACCUUUGUUACCCACAUAGAGGUCUUGUUUGUAUGCUACUAUAGUGAGAUGAGCUAUAUUACCGCCUUCCUUGGGAGCCAUCGGACGAAAGUCAAGAUUUCAAUUGUCGUCGUCCUCAACAGAUGUGACAUUGAUGAC